This is a messenger RNA of Dictyostelium discoideum AX4, 285 nucleotides long. RefSeq lists its product as hypothetical. Bases 1 to 285 code for a protein of 94 amino acids. NCBI's taxonomy places the organism in Eukaryota, Evosea, Eumycetozoa, Dictyosteliales, Dictyosteliaceae. The transcript is spliced from 2 exons. The record is from RefSeq and is a predicted model, not a curated record.
AUGAAUUUAAAAAAAUUCACAAUAUACUUUCAUUUGUUGAAUUGGAUAUUGAAAAACAACUAUCAACAAAAUGGAUUCAAUCAAAAAUUAACCAAAGGUAUAAUACCAGAAGGUGUUAAAGAGUUGUUUAUAGAUGAUAAUAAUAAUAAUAAUAAUAAUAAUAAUAAUAAUAAUAAUAAUAAUAAUAAUAAUAAUAAUAAUAAUAAUAAUAAUAAUAAUAAUUAUAAUAAUAAUAAUAAUAAUAAUAAAAAGAAAAAAAUUUGUAUUAUCCAAUCCAAUUUUUGA